Messenger RNA from Ostrinia nubilalis (European corn borer), 808 nucleotides. RefSeq lists its product as uncharacterized. The transcript has 5 exons. Lineage: Eukaryota; Metazoa; Arthropoda; Insecta; Lepidoptera; Crambidae. Bases 78 to 776 code for a protein of 232 amino acids. The record is from RefSeq and is a predicted model, not a curated record.
AACUAAGUACAAUGUAAUUUCUAAAGGCUUAGGCAAAAUAAAGAUGUUUUUAUUAUUGAAGUGAGUUGGUGAACAAAAUGAAGGUUUUCAUCCUUUUCUUGUUCUUUGCACUAAGUGCAAAUGUUGAUGGUCAAACUGUAAGAAGGGCGACUUUGCUGGAGCACAGGUCGUACGUGCUAGAAGUGCUCGAGAAAACCGUUCAUGGUAUAGAGGAUUAUCAAUGGUGCAAUUUAAAGAUUCCGGAUAUGACCGAAGAAGUCAAAUACGAACUCUUCGGCCGCGAGCUCGCGGGCACCGUCACCUUCAAAAACGGCUACGUCUUAAAAGUCCAACACGUUGACGUCACUGAAGCUUCCAUCCAGCAGGUCUGGUCGUGGGCGACGGCAGCCCAAGUGGGCACGGUGGACGUGAGAGCCCUGCUAAGGCUACAUGACGUGGUCUACGGGUUUGAUGUGGAGGCAAAGCUUAAUGGGGAAACGUACGUGUUCACGUCGACCUUCACGCUUAGGCUGCUCAAUUUCAAUUUCUCGAUCCUGAAAAAUAUGGCUACAAAUGAGAUCACAGUAACUGUGGUUGGAGCUCAACCUGCGACUUUAGCCACCAACCUAAUGUCCUUUAUACCUCACACUGAUAUCAGCGAUUUGGUUGGAACUACGUUUGUCCCUGCGAGCACUCAACCCGUGGUUGUCUCCUGGGGGACGCACAUAAUCCAACCAAUCGUUGAUGACGUAGUAAGAAACCAAGUAAAGUUCCCUGAGGCAUGCUACAACUGUUAAAUUGAUGCAAUAAACAAUAACUAUUCUCAAAA